AUGGCAAUUAUUCUUCUUACACAUAUAUACAACGCAAUUAUACGAACGGAAUACGUUCCAGUGCAGUGGAAAAAGGCACAAGUCAUCAUGCUAUUGAAACCAGGUAAGCCAUCUGAACGAGUUACCUCAUACAGAUUCAUAUCGCUUCUUUCAAGUUUGUCGAAGCUCUUCGAAAAACUUCUUCUUAUACGAUUAAAACCUCUUAUAGAGGAAAAAAAACUUAUACCAGACCAUCAGUUCGGAUUUCGAAACAAACAUUCAACCAUAGACCAAGUACAUCGCGUCACAAACGUCAUUAACAAAGCUCUGGAAGAAAAAAAGUAUUGUUGUNCAUAAAGGACUACUCAUAAAAUUUCGUGAACAGCUGUCACACACUUGGUGUGCGCUAUUAGAAUCUUAUCUGACGGACCGGCAAUUUCGAGUCAUUACACGAAGAAGCAAUAACAAAUUGGAAAAAUAUAUCAGCUGGAGUACCACAAGGUCCUAGGACCUAUUCUCUACUUAAUCUACACAGCCGAUAUCCCAACCAACACCGACUCAACAACAGUUAUGUUUGCUGACGAUACAGCAAUUUUAACAACAAGUAAGGACCAACGGGCUGCGACAGACAACUUACAGAUCUCAAUCAAUAAUAUUUAUAAUUGGACAAGACAUUGGAAAAUAAAGAUCAACAGUGACAAGUCAGUACACCUAAAUUAUACUUUACGUAAAACUGUAAAUAUCUCUGUAUUGUUGGACCACACAAUAAUUCCACAAAAAGAUUCAGCUAAAUACCUGGGUAUGCAUCUCGACUCCCGGUUGAAUUGGAAACACCAUGUCCGCCAAAAAAAAUUGCAAAUCAAAGAAAAAAUGCGUAAAUUGUACUGGCUAUUUGGAAGGAAUUCCACGCUAGACCUGACUAACAAACGCCUUCUAUACGUAUCCAUCAUCAAACCGAUCUGAACCUAUGGCAUACAACUGUGGGGUUGUGCCAGCAAAUCUAACAUUCAAAUCAUUCAACGUUGUCAAAAUAUUGCCCUUCGGACCAUUGUUGCAGCAUACCAAUUCGACAGGAAUGACGUCAUACAUCAUAAUCUCAAGAUACCAUCCAUCCAGGACGAAAUCAGAAAGUUCGCUAACAAACAUGUAAAUAGACUAGAGUUGCACACUAAUGCAGCUGCAAAACUACUUGACAACUCACAAGACAUCAGGUGCCUCAAACGCUUGAAGCCCUACGACUUAGUUUAUGUAAUUUAGACUAAGGAAAGGGGAAAUCUCAUUGGAGAAUCAACCCCAAACAUGUUUAAGUAUACUAUGUAUAUUAUAUUAUGUAUAAUUACUACUUUAUACUCAUUUAAUUGUAUUUAUAAAGACUACUUGUCGUUUAAAUAAAGAU
Cinara cedri is the source of this 1375-nucleotide messenger RNA. The record is from the annotation of a GenBank genome assembly. NCBI's taxonomy places the organism in Eukaryota, Metazoa, Arthropoda, Insecta, Hemiptera, Aphididae.